Molecule: messenger RNA, 540 nt
Organism: Candidula unifasciata
Lineage: Eukaryota; Metazoa; Mollusca; Gastropoda; Stylommatophora; Geomitridae
Source: the annotation of a GenBank genome assembly
GGAGCUCACGAGUGAUAGCAAAUGGACUAUAGAGGACGAAGUCUUCAUUUCCAAACGAGCCUCCCCGGCGGUUGUCCAGUCAUCGUUAGAAGCCCUUAAUCUAACGUCUUCGAGGAUUUUUAUCCUUCACGCCACUGCCACUUUUACCCGCCACAUUUUCCAGGCUGCUAACAAAGUCUUUCCCAAAGGAAAUCGUUUUGCUUGGAUUAUCACCGAAAAUGCGUACACGCGAAACGAACACCUGCUUCGGGAUUUUCCUCUGGGAACUAAAGCUUUCUUGGUUAACCAUGAUGUGGUCCCUGAAGAACUUCUGAGAGACGUUUUGGAUUUUACUUCAGAAGCCUUUCAGGGUGGAGGAAAGAUGGGAUUGAUAUUUCGGCUGACUUCCACGCUGCCAUCAUCGUCGUCAUUUUCGCUGGUAUCCUUGACGUCUUCGUUAACCUCUUUAUAUGCCAAGUCUGCUUUACGGAAGAAAAAAGCGUACGGUUGCUGGUCGGCCUUGUCAGAAACAGUCCAUCCCUAUCAGGACCCAGUCUACAC